Messenger RNA from Schistosoma margrebowiei, 1607 nucleotides. The record is from the annotation of a GenBank genome assembly. NCBI's taxonomy places the organism in Eukaryota, Metazoa, Platyhelminthes, Trematoda, Strigeidida, Schistosomatidae.
CUGUGAUUUGAAUUGUAAUUUUUCGAAAAUGACUAACAUUGGUAUUUUCUAUUAGUGAACAUGAAAGAGUAUUUCAAAAUUCGCCUAAAUCUCCUGACCUUUUUGUACUUUUCAAGGUUCGAUAAUUGGCGGUCGUUUUGACUCCAGAAAUUUCUACCAAGGACAAAGGGCAUGGAUCGUGCCCCGGCAGCAUAUGAGACUACAUAUGAAACUAGGUACGAAACAACAGACGUUUCGUCAGUCAUCAACGUUGGUUUCGUACGGAGUUUAAGUGGAAUAUUGAAGCUUUGUCAAAUUCUACUGAGUUGUAUUGUACUCAUUUGUGUCGCUGCUACUUCAUACUGGUCAAUACACUCGUCCGGUGGAUGGGUAAAUUUCGUUGCAGCUACCACUUUGAUAUGUGCAUCAGUUUUCUACAUAUUUUAUCUAUUCAAUCUUAUCAGGAAAUUGCCAGGUCCGUGGAUUAUAAUUGAGUUUUCUGUGCUACUGAUAUGCACCUUCUUUUGGUUUAUAACGUUGAUCGUUGCAGCGGCUCAUCACUCGAAAGGUUCUGGUGCUAUAGCUGCGGCUGUAUUUUCAGCAAUCGCUCUUGCGGUUUACAUCACAGAAUUAGCCACUCGAUUCCGAUGUGAACGCAGAGGUAAUGGCUUCAUUAUCACAAUGACUGGUGUAAUGACUACACAUGCAACACGUGGUCCGCCUACAUUUGCUCAAUCAGCUCCAGGACAUAUGCCAGCUGAGUCAGCAGAUCCACAUAUUGGAUUUUCAGGAGCUUAUGCACCAGGUGAACGUGCGGAUGAAGGUUAUAUAAUGCCAUAAUAACUUGUGUAUUACACUUGGAUUAUUUGUUUACCUCCACUACCCACAUUAUGUGAGAAUCUCUUCACAUCCUCUCAAACUGUCAUUAGGCUCCUUAAUCUAUAUACAUAUAAUUGUAUGAUUGUGCUUCUGUUUGGCAUAUAUGGAUUGUUACUUACCAAGUUUGUAUGUUUGGAGCUGAUGAAAUAGACAAUAAAGCACUACAACUCACACAAAAACAGUUAUUACUAACACUUAUUAUUACUAUGAAUUGCAUCAUUUAUGUGUAUAUUAUCUUGGUUUAUUGUUUAAUCUGCCUAUUGUAUCUGAUAUAAUUUCAGUUGAAUUUUGAAGCGUGUCCGUUGCUUUUUUGCGUAUUUCUUGCUAGCCAGAUAGAUAGUGUUUCAAUUACCUCUUGUUUCCACUUCUUUGUUUUUUUGAUGAUACAGCCGACUAUAGUCAAAUUCUUGCUCGCUAUUUCAUGCCUAUCCAUGCUCCUUUCCUCUUUGCCUCUUUUACUAUUGCAACAGUUCCGCUUUUACCUUGUUUUCCUCUUCAGCUGAUCAUACGUGUGUUUCCUGCAUUGCCUACUCCUCAACGCAAGUAUUUGUGUUUGUAUCAGUUUUAUGUCUAUUCGAUUGUUGUGUUGGUUUUUGUAUUACCUUUCAAUAUCCUAUUUUUAUUCAAUCAAUCAGCAUAUAAAUUUGGAGAAUGAUUAUCAUCAGUAAAAGUUGUGAAUUGUUCCCUAAAUGUGUGUUAUAACUUAUUAUUUAAAAUGGAAUAUAACUAAAUAUACAUAUACAUGAGCA